GCCGGAAGUGUCAGAAUACGGGUAGGAAAAUAAUUCCGGCAUGGCGGUCCAAGAAAAGCUGAAAGGUAGACAAGCUAGCAGUGGAAUAAUGUGGCCGAGUGCGAGUUAAGAACGCGGCGGAUUUCUGAGACUCAGCGGUGGAGAGACAGAAAUGUCAGGAUUCCUGGUGACGGAUUAAAGCUGUAAAGAUGCGCAGCGGGGACUGAAGAGCUGCUUUACAACCGGCUCAGGGACGCGGGAUGGCGGCUAUGAAUACAGUGAAAGGUGGGACGGUGACCUGGAGGCCGCAGCCGUGGCAGGACGCUGACAGCGCUGGUGGCGAGCCUCUCUCAGACAGCGACUCGGAGGAAGAGGACUUUCCAGACGACACGACUACUCCUCUAGGAGAGUACAUUACUCAGGGCUUAAAGCAACUCCUUGACGCUCAGCAGUUGUGUGAUGUCACUCUCUUAGCGGAGGGAAAGAAGUUCAUGUGCCACAGAGUCCUCUUGGCCGCUGUCAGCCCGUACUUCCGUGCCAUGUUCACCAGCCCCUUGGUGGAAUCUCGGCUCACAGAGAUCCGCCUGGAGGAGGUGACGCCUUUGGUCAUGGAGACGGUUAUCCAGUUCGUCUACACGGGGGAAGCGGGGCUCAGCCUUGAGACGGCAGAGGACUUGUUCGUGGCAGCUAACCGUCUUCAAGUCAUGCCCUUGCAGAAUCUUUGUUCAAGGUUCCUCUUUGAGCACCUUUCUGUGGAAAAUUGUUUGGGUAUGUACUCUCUGGCACGCUCGCAUCACGACCAGCUCUUGCUCAGAGCCUCUCUGAGGCUGGUGGCUCAGCAUUUCCCUCGAGUGGCACGCCAGCGAGACUUUCUCCUGUUGGACCCAGGCACCCUGGGAAGCCUCCUGGAGUCGGACCGGCUCGGAGUGGAAUCCGAGACGGAGGUCUACGAUGCGGCGCGGCGCUGGGCUGAGCACCGGCCCGCUGAACGCUAUGUCCACAUGCCCACUCUGCUUCGUCACUUGCGCCCGGGCCUGCUGGCCCCUGAGGAGAGCAGGCGGCUCAGCAAAGAGCUGGGCCCGAGGGCGGGCACUGAGGGUAUGGGAGGUCCUCUGAGGCCCCGGGAGGGCAUGCUGGAGAAGAAGAUUGUUUGCGUGGACCUUAAGCCCAGGGAGGACGAGGCUUUACGAGAGAGUGACUACACGGUGGAUUGUUUUGACCCACGCACAGGCAAGUGGGAGAAACUUUCAGCCCUUGGCUCUUUGCUGUGUCCAGGCUGCACGGCUGUCGGCGGCCGGCUUUUUGUAGCGGGCGGCAUUUUAAGAACAGGCCAGGUUUCAUCGUCGAUGCACGAGUACGACGUAGUGCUGGACCGCUGGAUAUCGCGGCCAUCCAUGGAGCAGCCACGCGCCAUGUUCGGCCUCCUGGGCUCGGGAAACUUUCUUUAUGCCCUCGGUGGCUGCAACCGAUCAGCUCUUCUCGAUACUUGCGAAACGUUCGACCUCACGACGUUAACGUGGGCACCGGGUCCACGUUUGCCUUUGCCACUGCGCUCUUUUGCCUGCGCCACGCUACGAGGUCGACUGUACUUGCUCGGAGGCGCCACGUUGGAGCAGAACAGGGCCAUGGUGCAUGCUGGUGUGCUCAUCUACCACACUGGGACAAGGACCUGGAAUCGCAUUGGCCUUGAUUCCGGUGCCACCUGCCUGGCUGGAGGAGUAGCGGUACGUGGAGGAGUGUGCGCUGUGGGUGGGUACAUGCGCGACGCUGCUAAAUUUCUGGACGGCAAUUACACCCAGUUGGAACCACUCGACGCCACUGGACGAGUUCUUUUUUUCCGAGAAGGACGGGCAGCGGGGACUGACCGGGACGCCAUGGCCGGAGUAGAGAGAAUGGGAGGUGGUGGUAGCGACCGCGCUCCCAGUCCAGUGGUUUUUCCAGGUCUGCCACGGCGCAUAGCUGCCGCAGGCGUCGCAAGGUGGAAGCGCAGGAUUUAUGUGUUGGGUGGUGAGAACGGCUCGAGGUUUUACGACAGUGUGUACUGCUGGAAGCCUGGCUGGCGGAGCUGGGUCCAGAGACGCGAGAAACUACCAGGAGAUACAGGCGGAGUGAGCCAGUUUGGGUGCACCACUCUAAAGUUCCCCAAAAAACACAUCUUAGCACGCAUUAGAACAGCCCUGGAGAAGCAGGGGAAGGAAAAGAGACGGAAACGAAAGACGGAGGAUGUGGAAAGAGACCGGCAAACCCGAAGGGGAAACCAGGAAGUGUGAUUUUAUUUAAGGAAUAUGUUUGGGAGUUGUCCCUUUCAGUCAAUCUUAUUAAAUUUUAUCAUCAUACCCUUUUAUGUUUUGUCUUCCCAACAAACAGACAUCACACUGGCAGCUAAUGCUUCUGUUGUUUUCAAGGCUCCUUUAUCUCACUGCUAUAUGUGAAUGAACGCAAAUUUAAGGUCGAAUGCUGCAAAAUGUCCCGUAAAUCAUGUUAAGCCUAGUACUGAAAUGUCUCUGGAAUGUAUAUAUAAUAGCAACAUAAAAUAACAGGCUUGCUGAAAUCACUCUCAGAAACUACGCAAUAGCCGGAAUGACUCCACUCAUUAAAUUAAGUCUAAUGCCCUGUUUGGACCGUAUUAGUUUUUCCCAGAAAAUAUUUCUAUGUUUGUUUGCUCUGAACACAGGACAAGGGAGAUUUGUAUUUUUUUUAUUAUUAUUUAUUUAUUUACUUUAAGCACUCUUUCACCUCCAGUGAGCGUGGAUGUUUCUAUCACACGUAGCGAUGUAAUUACGACAUCUGCAAAUAUAAUAUAAGCUUUAAUUUUUUGCCAUUUAAUGGCCUCCCAGUUUAGUUGGUUUGUAUUGAAAUAAUAUGAUAUAAUACACAAAGACAGGUAAAUAUUGUGUACCGCAACUGCUGGUAAAAACCAGAGGCGUCUGUUCUCACAUGACCACCUUUGAAUUUAUUCAAAGCUUGUAAAUAUUUUAGGCUAAUUUUUUUUUUUCCCCCCAGAGGUGAAGAGUGUAAAGCACUGACAUCAGGAUGGAAAUAAAAUCACAGAGGCGUCUAUGAAAAGGUGAAAUUAUCCCGACUCUCUGUGUAAAACUAAUGCUGUCUGAACAGGGCUUAAAUCCAAACCUGGUCCUUUAAAAUGAAACUGAACGCAAACAGAAGCUUAAGCACAUCAUCUGUUAAUGAAAUUGAAUUUAAUUUAAACGUUUGGUUCGUUUUUAAAAUAUUAAUUUUACUGCAAUGUUUAAAAUUGACCUUUGAGCACAUUGAGGUCAACAGCCAUCUAAAAAAAUUUAUAGACAUUUGUUUUCUAUACAGCAAAGGAACAAAGAUGAUUUCAGUAAAAUGUAUUUUAAUGCUACUGUGUAAAGAGGGGACAUUUCACGUUCGUGAAAACAUGAAUACAUGAUUGAGCGCAGUUCCAUACCACCUGCAGCACAGUAUUAUAACCUGCCACUAAUUGAAGGGCUUAUCUGAGCCUUAUUAUUGUAUCGUAGUCCGUUUACAACACUGUUCUGACUUUUUUGCCUUAAUGUUGGGUCUUUAAUUUAGUUCAUAUCAGGAGCACCACCAAGGACGCUUUCAUCUCCAAAUGUAAAACACAUUACAGUAGUUAUACAGCAAAUAACGCACGACAGUUUAACAUUAUUUUCACUUCUGGUUUAAAGAACAAUGCCAGUAAUAUGUACAGGAGCCUAAAUAUAUACUGAAACCAUCAAAUGCUGUUGACAGAAGCAUAAUCCCCUCCCUGCACCUUGCCAGUAAAUGUUCUCUUCAUGUGCUUUUAUUAAAUGCAUCAACAGCACCGGACGUCGUGUUAUGUCUCAUAAAAAAAAAAAAUACAGUCCCCUCCAAAAGUAUUGGAACGGCAAGGCCAGUUCUUUUGUUUUUGCUCAACACUGAAGACAUUUGGGUUUGAGGUCAAAAGAUGAUUAUGAGAUUUCAGCCUCUCAGCUUCUAAAUAUCAGGAAAUCAUAUUCAUCUUUUGAUCUCAAACCCAAAUGUCUUUAGUGUAUAGAAAAAAAAACAACAGAAUUGGCCAGACUGUUCCAAUACUUUUGGAGGAGACUGUAUAAACCAUGAAAUCAAAGUAAGAACCAAAUAGCUGAUUUUAUGUAUUUGUUUCUUGUGUAUAUGAACAUAACAGCGCAAGUUUUACCGAAGCCAAAAGAAUGAAAACUCUUGGUCAACCCAUUUUCAUCAAAAAACUGGUUCAGUCAAAAAAAAAAAAAAAAAAAAGUACCUGGUUUGUCAUACAAUGAGCUUUUUCGAAUGGAUUAUAC
Pangasianodon hypophthalmus (striped catfish) is the source of this 4265-nucleotide messenger RNA. RefSeq lists its product as uncharacterized. The record is from RefSeq and is a predicted model, not a curated record. The transcript is spliced from 6 exons. Gene Ontology annotation, molecular function: protein binding. Lineage: Eukaryota; Metazoa; Chordata; Actinopteri; Siluriformes; Pangasiidae. Bases 240 to 2249 code for a protein of 669 amino acids.